ACACAUGCACUCACUCUCACUGACAGUUCGUCAAAAGAGCUAAAAUAAGAAUAAAUGGAGAGAAAUGCAGCCGUGAGGAAACCACACACUUCCACCGCCGAUCUGCUGACGUGGAAGGCGUCUCCUCCUUCUGCCACUCCUCCUUCCGCCUCUUCACACCGCCCUCACCAGCCGUCUGAUAAAAUCAGUAAAGUGCUGUUUGGAGGUCAGGUUUCUCAAGAAGAAGCAGAGAGUCUCAUGAAGAAAAAGCCAUGUUCAGGAUAUAAAUUAAAUGAGAUGAGUGGCAGUAGCAUAUUUAAUGGUCAAGAUGGUGAAUCUGAAUCUGGUGGUGCUAAUCCUAAUAACAGAACCACAGUGCGUGUUUAUCAGCAAGCAGUGACUGGAAUGAGCCAAAUAUCAUUUAGUGCUGACGAGAGUAUCUCCCUUAAGAAGCCUACCUCUAUCCCAGAAGUGGCAAAGCAGCGUGAGUUAAGUGGGACAAUGCAAAAUGAUGCGGACAUGAAGAGCAAAAGGCAAAUAUCAAAUGCUAAAUUCAAGGAGAUUAGUGGGCAUGACAUUUUUUCCCCUCCUGAUGAAAUUGUUCCCCGGUCACUGGCUGUUGCACACUCCUUGGAAACUAAAGAAAACAAAGACAUCGGGGAACCUGCACCUCGAAACAUUCACACAUCUAUCAAAGUUUCAAAUCCUGCUGGAGCUCAGAGUAAUAUCCUGUUUGGUGAAGAACCAGUCAUGAAGACAGCAAAGAAAAUACACGACCAGAAGUUUCAUGAGCUGACCGGCAAUGAUAUUUUCAAGGGAGAUGUUCCUCCUGGAUCUGCUGAAAAACCACUAAGCACGGCAAAACUGAAAGAAAUGAGUGGCAGUGACAUCUUUGCUGAUGGAAAAGCAGCAUCCAGAGAUUAUCUUGGUGGUGUCCGCAAGCCCCCUGGCGGUGAGAGCAGCAUUGCGUUAGUAUAAUAGUGCACCAAUCAAGCUGCAUGAUGAGAGGAUUCUUAUCCCUAUAUGAGUGCUUUGUUCUGACUGAUGACGUGCCUUUUAGGGUAAUGAAUCAGUGUAAUAUAGUUUUUAACCUUAGAUGGCCGAUUGAGUGCUUUCAAUCUUCUUCUGUCUCAA
Populus nigra (black poplar) is the source of this 1113-nucleotide messenger RNA. RefSeq lists its product as uncharacterized. The transcript is spliced from 5 exons. NCBI's taxonomy places the organism in Eukaryota, Viridiplantae, Streptophyta, Magnoliopsida, Malpighiales, Salicaceae. The record is from RefSeq and is a predicted model, not a curated record. The coding region runs from base 55 to 957 and encodes 300 amino acids.